Malania oleifera is the source of this 2058-nucleotide messenger RNA. Its product is annotated as F-box protein At4g22280-like. The coding region runs from base 220 to 1563 and encodes 447 amino acids. The record is from RefSeq and is a predicted model, not a curated record. The transcript has 3 exons. Gene Ontology annotation, molecular function: protein binding. NCBI's taxonomy places the organism in Eukaryota, Viridiplantae, Streptophyta, Magnoliopsida, Santalales, Ximeniaceae.
GAUUUUAUAUGAUUGAUGCAUAUUUAAGAUGCACUUUGCCAAAUGCCAAUUCCAAUUGCCAGACGAGAAAAGGAGAGAUCUGGAAUAAAAAUUUCGACUUUCCCAAACUGUAAACCCUAAAAUCAAGUUCAAGUCGAAUGUCAGUGCUUGAAUCAUUUCUCCUUUCACAAACCUAGCUUCGAAAUUUAAUGGAUUGAGCUGCUCUAUCCACAAAAAUUCAUGGGGGAGUCGCUACAGAAACGCAAGAAGGUUCUUGAGGAUGCCGAAGAUAGGAUCAGCAGUCUUCCAGACUCCGUUCUCUGUUGCAUUCUCUCUUUUCUGCCCACAAAAGAUGCAGGCAGAACCAGCAUCUUAUCCACCCGCUGGAAGUACCUCUUCGUCUCCAGCCCUAAUCUCGAAUUCGACGAUUCUUUCGGCAGUGUAGAGUCUCGUCCUAGAUUCGUGAAUUUCGUGUACAGAGUGUUGGCUCUGCGUGCUUCAUCGUCUAUGAAUCGAUUUCGUCUUAAAUGCGAGGUAAACAACGAUGAUCCACAUGUUAAUAGAUGGAUAUCUGCUGCCCUUUGCCGCAAUGUUCAGGAACUUGAGAUUGAGCUAUGUACGUUUUCUUAUGUUUUUCCAAGAAUCCAAAACUCGGGUUUGCUGCCUUACGACCUUUUCACUUGUAGAACGCUAGUUGUUCUAAAACUGGAUGCGGAUUGUAGCCUCAAUGUCCCUCGUAACGUUUCUUUACCAAAUCUGAAGACCCUUCAUCUUCAAUCUGUGUUAGUUGAGUGGGACUCUUUCAAGAGGAUCUUAUCCGGCUGUCCUGUGCUUGAAGAUUUGCUUACAUGUGGCUGUAGGUUUAUGUAUUUACAAGUUUUUGAUCUUUCAGUUCCUACACUUAAAAGGCUUACGUUGGGAUCACUAUGUUUGCCCUGUGGUGAAUUUUAUGGCUCUGAAGUAGUGAUUGAUGCUCCAUAUCUUCAAUGCAUACGACUCAAAGAUAAUGUGGUAAAAAAAGGCUAUACUUUGAAGGGGCUAACCUCUCCAACUGAAGCUCAUAUAUCCAUUAAACUGAGUGUGCAGGAAUGGCGCCAAAGGUUAUCUAAUUGUCUGCCCGUUGCCAAACUUUUUGAAGCAAUCUCUAAGGUGGAGUCUCUUCAUUUAGCCGGAUAUUCUGUGUUGGUUCUUGACGUCACCCAACCCCGUUUGCCUACAUUUCCUAACUUGACCCGGUUGGAGGUUGCUUCCAAUGAUACUACCUUGGGACUGCUGGCAGAACUACUUCACUGUUCGCCUAAUCUUGAAGUGCUAGUCGUCGGACAAGUUCAUAAAUAUGGCAGGGGUCCAAGGAAUUUCCCAAUUCGUACUGGUUAUCUGUCAUUGCAUCUCAAGGAAGUUGAUCUACGGGAAUUCACUGGGAAGGAAGAUGAACUGGAGGUAGUAGAAUAUUUAUUAGACAGCGCACAGGUUUUGGAGAAGAUGACAAUUGUAAUGCCUUCCUCUAUGGACAAGUUGCAUGUCAGCAAAAAAGUAUCAACAUUUCCAAGGCAGUCAAGGGCUUGUCACAUCCUAGUCACCUAAAAACUAAAAGAUGAAACAGAAGUUCUAAAACAUGUGUAUUAUGUAAUUGAAGCUGAGUGAAAGAAGGUGCAUAAGUAGCACAAUGAAGCAAAUGAGAGGAAACUGCUACUGUUUUUGAGAACAUUUGUUUCGGGAUGCAUAGUUUCAUUUUCUUUGUUCCCCCUGUGGCUUUGGUGGAUUUGUCUUUGUUGUAGCCGUAGAGCUUUCAUAUGCUACUUUGAUGUGUUACCGCACAUUCAAUUGAUCUUCUCCUUGAAACAACUUGCGCAUGAUGUUUUUGGAAGAAUAGUGUAUUUGUCUUUGUUGUAGCCAUAGAGCUUUCAUGUGCAAGUUUUUGGAAGAUUAGUGGAUUUGUCUUUGUUGUAGCCAUAGAGCUUUCAUAUGCAACUUUGAUGUGACAUUGUACAUUCAAUUGAUCUUGUCUUAGAAACAACUUGUGUAUGAUUGUUUUUUCUUUGGAAGAUUAUGAAUGACAGGAUACUCUCUCUCUCUCUC